AUGACUGUAAGUCCCUUUCAGCAGCACAUCUUUCCAACUGUAUUUACGGCGCGCGGCCGCCCCAGCUCCCGCUCAAGUCUGCGCUUCCAGGUUCAGUUUCAGGGUCUCGCCGGCAGCCCCGGCCGGCGGGCGCGGAGCCGGCAGCGGGGCCAGAACGGCAGGGUCCUCUGGGGGCCCCGGAGUUGGGAGGCGGCGUCCGGGAGCCCCCCGAGGAGGAUGGGCUGCGGACACAGCAGGCUGAGCUGCUGCAAACCCCCCAAAAAGAGGUGCCAAGGACCAGAUCAGCCUCCCAAACCAGAGCUGCAGGAACUGGGUCCCCUCAAUGGUGACACAGCCACAACUGUCCAUCUCUGUGCAUUGGAGGAGGUUGAGCAGCAUCAGAAAGCUAUCACCAGAAUUCUCCAGCAACACGAAGAGGACAAGAAGAAAUGGGCACAGAAGGUGGAGGAGAGGGAACUAGAGCUUGGAGAGAAACUGGAUGAACAGCGAAGAGUCCUGGAGGGAGAGCAUGCGGAGGCCCUGAGAGUCCUCCAGGCCUCCCAUGAGCAGGAUAAAGAAGCCCUUACCCACUCCUUCCAGGAGGCCAAGGUGGCCCUGCAGGAGACCACUGACAGACUGACCGCACAGCUGGAGGCCUUCCAGGCCAAGGUGAAGAGGGUAGAGGAGUCCAUACUGAGCCAAGACUACAAGAAGCACAUCCAGGAGUACGGGAGCCCCAGCCAGUUCUGGGAGCAGGAGCUGGAGAGCUUACACUUUGUCAUCGAGAUGAAGAACGAGCGAAUCCACGAGCUAGACAGGCGGCUGAUCCUCAUGGAGACAGUGAAAGAAAAAAACCUGCUGUUGGAGGAGAAGAUCACCACCCUGCAGCUGGAGAACGAGGACCUCCAUGCCCGAGGCCGCAACCAGAUGGCUGUGUCCAGGCAGCUCUCUGAGGACCUGCUUCUCGCCCGAGAGGCCCUGGAGAAGGAGUCGCAGUUACGCCGGCAGCUCCAGCAGGAGAAAGAGCAGCUGCUGUACCGGGUCCUCGGGGCCGCCACCUCCCCCGCCUUCCCGCUGGCCUCUCGCACCCCCACCGAGGCCUCCUUCCUCGCCACAUAGGGCCUGGACCACCGGGAUGCCGUGGUCACAGCUUUCUCUCAAGGACUUGGCAGAGAAAACAGCAGGGGCCUCUUGUCCCUAGGAGGGGACAAGGGUGGGAGUGAGAUGGGGAGCCGGGACAUGUGGCCAGUCAGCCCUGGGGGGCUUGGGCCACGCAGACUCGCCCACAGGGCUUCGGAGGCCCCUCAAGUUGGCGCAGGGGACAAGCAAGAGAAGCCCUUUCCUCCCUCCCCUUCUCUCUGUUCAGGUC
This is a messenger RNA of Physeter macrocephalus (sperm whale), 1348 nucleotides long. RefSeq names its product coiled-coil domain containing 69 (gene CCDC69). NCBI's taxonomy places the organism in Eukaryota, Metazoa, Chordata, Mammalia, Artiodactyla, Physeteridae. Gene Ontology annotation, molecular function: microtubule binding. The record is from RefSeq and is a predicted model, not a curated record. The coding region runs from base 1 to 1098 and encodes 365 amino acids. Gene Ontology annotation, cellular component: nucleus; cytoplasm. The transcript has 10 exons.